Colletotrichum higginsianum IMI 349063 is the source of this 2484-nucleotide messenger RNA. RefSeq names its product Ubiquitin carboxyl-terminal hydrolase. Gene Ontology annotation, molecular function: cysteine-type endopeptidase activity; cysteine-type deubiquitinase activity. NCBI's taxonomy places the organism in Eukaryota, Fungi, Ascomycota, Sordariomycetes, Glomerellales, Glomerellaceae. The record is from RefSeq and is a predicted model, not a curated record. The transcript is spliced from 4 exons. Bases 1 to 2484 code for a protein of 827 amino acids. Gene Ontology annotation, biological process: protein deubiquitination. Gene Ontology annotation, cellular component: cytosol; nucleus.
AUGAAGGGCAAGAAGUUUCUUAGCCUGCGGGACAGGAAUGGCACUCACCGCAGAAGCAAGUCGUCAGAGCCAGGACACAAGAACCGACCACUCUCUGCCGAGGCUUUCCGAGCGCUAUUCAAGAGCGACCGGCCACCGAGCGACGACGAGGUCAGAGAGAAGGAGACGGCAAAGGUCGAAGACAUCACACGCCUCCUUGCCGAGUCCAACAUCACCGAUGUAUCUGCAGAGCACAUUCGCGACUCCCUGAACAGCAAAUUCGCCGAAGGCGAUGUCGACAAGACGGUUGAAUUUAUCCAGCUGCAAUGCAAGGCAAUGGCCGGGAAGAUCACACACUACAACCCGCAAGUCGAAAUGGUUGGCGCGGAGAAUAGGGGCAAUGUCACUUGCUAUCUCGACUCCCUACUCUUCGCCAUGUUUGCGAAGCUGGACGCCUUCGAAUGCAUGCUAAAGAACGAAUUUACCGACGAACCAAGGCGCAGACUGGUCACGCUCCUUCGGUUGUGGGUGAACAUGCUCAGAAGCGGAAAGAUGAUCCACACAGACAUGACGAAAUUGAUUCAAGAUGCACUCGCAGACUGUGGUUGGAGCGACGCCAAGCUGCUAGAACAGCAGGACACCUCCGAAGCCUUCGCGUUCGUUACCGAAACCCUCCAACUACCCCUGUUGCAACUACAAGUCGACCUCUUCCACCAAGGAAAGAAUGACAAAGACGAUCACAAGCUAGUCUACGAACGACUUUUGAACUUGGCAGUGCCUCCCGACCCCGAAGGCAAGGGGAUCAGACUCGAGGACUGCUUAGAGGAAUAUUUCAAUACACAGGUGGAUGUGCUGAGAGACAGCCACGAAGAGAAGAAAGAGUUGGAGAGGUCACUUUCGAGCAAGGACACCGUACGGCUGGUCACCAGAGAGGACGGGCAGGAGUCGGAGGCUACAGAUACCCUGAGCGCGUCACCCCUUCCGCUGUCCCCGGUGCUUGAACGCCAGUGGACAGCCUCGCAGCCAUCAAAUGGCGCUCCUGAGUCGCCUAGUGGCCCUUCGCGGCCGACUCCCAGGCACCGCUCAACUAGUGUUAUCCAGCGGGUUGUGCUGGAAGACAAGGAUCAAGCCAAAGACUCCGACACAUCAAGCAUGCUGGAAAAGGCACGGCGGACGAGCUCUACCGUGGUUAAGGCUGUGACGAUCCCCGCCUGGCAGUUUUUUAAGCUGAUUCCUUGGCAUGCUGCUGGAAACAAGGAGCCCAAGAACGACAUGGAUGUUGCCAUGAACUUCAACCAGCGACCUGUAGUCGGUAUUUGCCUCAAGCGGUAUAUGAUGACGAACUCCGGCAUCCCGCAGCGUCAGAACACGUUCAUCGAUAUCCCCGACAGCUUGAGACUGCCACAGUUCAUGCUCGGGGAGGAGACACAGCUCCAAGAGGACCCCAGUGGCUUCAGCAUGGAGUACAAACUGGUGCUUCAGUCCGUAGUCUGCCAUCGUGGUGACUCGCUGUACAGCGGACACUACAUCUCAUUCGCGAGAGUCGCCCCUAAGCUUCUUACCGACAACAGGCGGCACGAACUCGAUCCGCCUCCCGACUACGAAGAGGCGCAAUGGGUCAAGUUCGACGACCUGGACAUCGAGAACAGGGUAACAUAUGUGGAUGACAUCAAGCAGGCGCUGAAGGACGAGAUGCCGUACCUACUAUUUUACCAGAUAGUGCCGAUGGUCGAGGUUGCGUCAACGGAGGAGACCGAGACGGAGCCGCCUUCGUACAAUGAGUCCAAGGUCAGCGUCAACUUGCCGGUUACGCCCAAUCCCGUCAACGGUACCCAUUCGGGAAUGUCAUCCUCAAAGAGCGACUACUUUGAGAACACGUCUAUAUCGCCGCCCAAAGCCCCAAGCAUCCGCUUUUCGUCAGAACUGGAGAGGCCCAGCCGCAUCAGUUUUGGCGAUGACGAGCUAUACUUGGGGUUCAAGGAUUCCCGUCGUGGCAGCGUCAACUUCACGGAUUCGACACUGGGCACUCCGGCAAUCACUCCAGAGGCCGUCUCGCCUGCCGUUACACCAGGCGAGGAAACGACGGCUCAACGACUUUCUCGCGCCGCAGCCCUUUUCACAGGCAAGAACAAGAGCAGGCCUACGAGUCAGGCGGGCGAAGGGCGCAUCAGCCUCACCAUGUCUCGAAUCGGAGGACUCAUGCGGCAAAGCAAAGAGCCGCUGCGCGACCCCAACGGCAACGUGAGCAGCAACGCGCUUGCGGCCUCCGUCAGCGCCCCUGUGCCCGAUUCAGUGACCGAAGAGGAGUUUGUCGAGAACGCAGAUACGGAUCAAACUCCGGUUGCAGAUCCGGAGAGAAAGGACUCGAAAGAUUUCAAGGAGAGGCGAUCAUCAGAACACCACCAUAAGCAUGGACAUAGGCGAGGUAAAUCCAAGAACCGCUCCACGGAGAAGAAGAAGAGCAAGGGUGGGGAGGAGCCGGAGCGGGAGUGCGCGGUCAUGUAG